AUGGCAUCUCUUGCCUCUGUUAAUGGAACGAACCCUAGGCCGAAAGAUAUUAUCAAUAGAUGGCAAGAAUCAGGUUCAUAUUGUGUUUUAACACGCGAUUUCAAUAAUUUAGAGCCGAGCAAAUCGUCCUUCAACUUACCUGAUUCCCUAUCGAACAGUACAACAUUUAAGCAAGUUGGGGUAGACAAUAUUCCUGUGGAAAUUGCACAUUACUCUUACUCAAUUCUUGAAAAUGCUCCUUCUCUUGUGAUAACACCUCCAGAAGUUUUGAGUAGAUGGUUGUUGAUUUUGAAAAAUUCAGUGUUUGAAAAGCAAGUAAGGUUGUCCUUAUGGAAUAGUACAUUUAGUGAUUCAUUUACAAUAUUCCCCUUGUAUGAAAGUCCGUCUUCCAUUAGCUAUGUGCAAUUGGAUGAGGUAGUAAAUGCAAAGGAUAUAAUAGUGAGCGAACUAGAAGAAUUAAUAUCAAACGAUUUGGAAAAAUUCAAGAAAUAUUAUGAAAUUAAUAUUGAGGAAGGAAAGGGAUUGGGAUAUUCACCUAUUCUUCAAUAUCAAACUUGUAAUUCUUCAUUUUCUAAUUCUACACAAGUAUUGGAGUAUCACUUAGCUCUAUUUAGGAUUGAUUUUUAUUUGAAUUUGAUUUUAAGGAAUAAGGAUGUGAUUAGUGUUGGAGCAUUUACACAAGAUGGGAAAUACAAAACACAAAUCAAAUUCAUGGAUGAAAGUGUCAGAAGCAUUGAUUAUGCCUACUUAAUUCAAGCCAUUAGAAACAUGCUUAUUAUUGGAAAGUUUGACUUGUAUCUAUCCUUUUCUAAUAAUACAGCAACAUUCUCUUUGGAGUACUACCAAAAUUUAGAAAAGAAGGAUUUGAAAUCUAUUUAUCUGUUAAUGGUCCACCCUGUUUGCUUUAGUUUUUACUUUGACUAUGCAGAUAUUUACUAUUUUAAAGAUGGGCUAUUCUUUCCAAUUAUUGUAAAUGAUGUUAUUUACUUUGGCAUUGCACUUUUUGGAAUAAUUCUAUAUCUUGCCAAUAUUGUGAGUUAUCUGUUCAACUUUUUGCUGUUCAUUAAGAAGAGAAUUCUCUUGCCAAUUAUUGGACCUCCUUCUCUGAUUGUUUUGAGCUUGUUUUUCACAAUCUUAAUCAGAUCUAAACUUGCAUCCGCUGGUUAUUGGAUUCAAAUGAUUAUUGUUUUCUUCCCAGCUCCAGUAUUAAUUGGUAGUUAUUUGGUGUGCCUGUAUAGAUUUGCCUACUUGAAGAAUAUUGAUCUGUGCCACAAAUAUUGUUGUGAAUCACUUAGGUUACACAGAUGUUUGACUUCUUCUCCACUUGCUGUUUUGUUUUCAUUGAUUUCAACUGUAGUUUGUUUCAUAAUUUGUCUCGUGCCAAUAAUUGCUGCAAGCGUUGCUCUAGCCUACUCAUUCCUCAACCUCCCCCAGGAGAUAUUCAUUACCAUGUUUGCUAUUGAAGUGAUUUUCAUAUUGGUAUGUGCUGGAAUAUUCUUCGUUGCUGAUUUGGUUAGUAGUGGAUUCAAAACCAUUCGUAAGAAGGGAAUUUCGUACUACCUCUUCUUUGACGAUCCCAUGGGAUAUAGAAUUGAUUUAAUAUUGAUGGUUGUUAUGUUGAUUUCAGUAAUUCCAAUAAUUGCUGGCUCAGUUCAAGAUACGACUUCAUUCUUUGUGGUGAGAAAGAUUGUCUCAAUUAUAUAUUUUGCCUUGUUUUAUUUUGUUAUUGGAGGAACUGUGACAUUAUCUUAUUGGAUUAAUAGAUUGAGAAAUUUCAAUGUGAAAUCAGAUUCAACCCAAUUGGAAAUUUACUUACGAGAUGAUGAAUUCAGAAAGAUCUUUAGAACGUAUUGUGCUAAUGAAUAUUCCACAGAAAAUUUUAUAAUUUAUGAAGAUUUGGAAAACUUGGAUGUGAAAGGAAAAUGUACCGAGGAAGAAGUGAAAGAAUUUCAUCUCAAAUACAUGACCUCAACUUCUCAAUUCGAAGUGAACUUUCCCUCCUUUGUGAAAAAACGAUUUGAGGAAAUUUUAGAACAAUUAGAAUCUCAAACCAUCUCCAAACCAACGUCUCCAUCAACAGCAAGUGUCAGCACCAACAAUUUAUUGGAAUCAGAAUCAGUUUUUCUCACUACCAGUGCCAUGGUACACUAA
Molecule: messenger RNA, 2151 nt
Organism: Naegleria gruberi
Lineage: Eukaryota; Heterolobosea; Eutetramitea; Acrasida; Naegleriidae
Exons: 1
Coding region: 1-2151 (716 amino acids)
Source: RefSeq, a predicted model, not a curated record